Nymphaea colorata (pocket water lily) is the source of this 5515-nucleotide messenger RNA. RefSeq names its product F-box/kelch-repeat protein At1g26930-like. Gene Ontology annotation, cellular component: nucleus. Gene Ontology annotation, molecular function: protein binding. The coding region runs from base 26 to 1357 and encodes 443 amino acids. The transcript is spliced from 2 exons. NCBI's taxonomy places the organism in Eukaryota, Viridiplantae, Streptophyta, Magnoliopsida, Nymphaeales, Nymphaeaceae. The record is from RefSeq and is a predicted model, not a curated record.
GGAGGGGGGGUGGGGAAGGGCAGCCAUGUUGGACGGUCGGUCUUGCGUGGCGGCAAGGCCCUUCUUCUCGUCGUGCGAUUCCGAUAAGGAUUGGUGCUUCUCUUCCUCUCCGGUCGACCCACCGAAGACGAAGCGGAGGUUGGAGGGGGAGCAGCAGCACUGCGAUGAAGAUGACGUCGGCACCGCUGGAGGAGGCGACAUUCCCGACAAGAAACCCUGCCUCUCGACGCCUUCACGGGCGGCACCUCACAGCGGAUCGGGUUUCAGACCUCUGAGCCCCAGGGACGACCAAUCAGGCCAGCAGGCUCAGGGCGAUCCAGCGGAUGGUUCCCUGAUCAACGGGCUCGAUCGAGACAUGUCCCUGCAGUGCCUAGUCCGGUGCUCCAGAUCGGACUACGGGUCGAUCUCAUCGUUAAAUCAUAGCUUCAAUUCUCUGGUUCGGUCUGGGGAACUAUACCGGCUGAGAAGGAUGCACAGGAUCGUGGAGCACUGGGUGUACUUUGCCUGCAGUUUGGUGGAUUGGGAAGCGUUCGACCCGCAACGGCGACGGUGGAUGCAUCUUCCGCGGAUGCCGUCGAACGACUGCUUCAUGUUUUCUGAUAAGGAAUCGCUGGCUGUUGGCACCGAAUUGCUUGUCUUCGGCAAGGAUGUUAAUUCCCAUCGCAUUUGGAGAUAUAGCAUUCUAACCAAUUCUUGGUCACCUGGCCCUCCGAUGGAGUCACCGAGAUGCCUAUUUGGUUCGGCGAGUCUUGGGGAGAUUGCGAUCGUCGCCGGUGGCUGUGAUAUUAACGGGCAGAUCUUCAGUUCAGCCGAGAUGUAUAACUCGGAAAGGGGCGGCUGGAUCGCUCUUCCUAGCAUGAAUUCUCCGAGGAAGAUGUGCUCUGGGUUCUUCAUGGACGGAAAGUUUUACGUUAUUGGUGGUAUGAAAAGCCAGACGGAGUCCCUCACUUGUGGAGAGGAGCUGGAUUUGGACACCUUAACAUGGAGGACGAUCCCGUACAUGUCCCCUUGCAGGGGAGAGGCAGCAGGCGCCCCGCCGCUGGUCGCAGUGGUGAGCAAUGAACUCUACGCUGCUGAUUGCUCGGAUGCGAAUGUUGUGAAGAAGUAUAAUAAGGAGAGGAAUGCUUGGGACGUAGUGGGCAGGCUUCCAGAAAGAGCAGACUCGAUGAAUGGGUGGGGGUUGGCAUUCAAAGCUUGUGGUGAACGGGUAAUAGUUAUCGGAGGACAGAGGGGUCCAGGAGCAGGGCAAACAGAGCUAAACGCUUGGAAACCCAAAGAAGGGCUGCCUGCGUGGAAUUUGCUUGCGAGCAAGGCAUUGGGAAGUUUUGUUUAUAACUGUUCGGUAAUGGGCUGCUAAAAGAAUUGGUGGAGUUGUGCAAUAUCCGAUUCAAUCAAAACUGAGGUAUGCUGUAUGAGUGCUGUGCUGAAUAAUGGGUUGGGAGAACCCGUGGACAAGGGUGUAUAGGGUCAGUGCUUUGUGUUCAGGAGCAUGAAGUUCCGGCUGAUUGGUAAUCAGUAUCUUGCUGUGGUCUCUCUUUCUCUCUUCCCCAAAACACCCUCCACCCCCAUUUUUUCACUUUUUAAUUCUCAUUGGAUGGGUACUAAGGGUCUACAGUCUUUCUCUCAAGGAAUCUUGAGUGUUUUUUAUCCGCUUCUAAUUCUCAUUAUUGGAGAUCAUUUUUGUAGCAAAUGUCAAUUUUGCGGUCCAUGAAAUCUUCAAAUACUGGGUACAAUUGGUACAUGGGUAGGUUAAUAAUUUGGAAGAUGUGCGGUUUGUGGAAAUUUCCAUGCUGGGUUGACUUCGCUAAUUUUAAAGGAAGUUGUCCCCUUUGAGAUCGGUCCUGCAACAACAUAUUUUUCUGAUGGUUUCACCUUUUGUGCUGUUAUCUUGGCAUAUGGAACUCAACAAUGUGUGACCAUUACUGAAAGAUACUCGCUGAGCUCGUGCAAUACAUGGCUGAACUCGGCAGUCCCUCCCCCUUCCAUUGUCAGAUUUGCUUUUUAGCAACUGGUUCCAACGGCUGGAGCAGUCCGAACGGAGUUUCUGAUGAAUAUAAAGCAGGUCGAGGAAACAUGUUUUAUCUUUGCUUUCUGGUACCAAUUUUGCCUCUUCUGUUUUCCAGCAACCAAACUAUAUUUCUCCUAGUAUCUCUCCCUCACAGUCUUUCUCUCUUUGUGUGUGUGCAUGUACGUUUGAUGAUUAAGAUUUGGCUUUUUUUUUUUUUCUUUUUUCCUGUUUCCAACUGCAACUGAACCUGUGUCAUAUAACUGCAGGUGUGGGUUUAACACUUUUCAGAAAAGCUUGAGUGUGGGUACAGCAAAACUGUAUGUGUAUGUGUAUCAUGGUGUGUAAAAAGCUUAUGUAUACAAAUGGGAAAAAAGGAACUAUAUGCAUUUUGGUAGACCAUAAAGCACAAUAACCAACAAUUAUGAGCAGCCAUACCUGCAGAGCAUCCAGUGCUCAUUUGACUUGGGUGGGCCAGCACAUUUGCAACACCCAUGUGACAUAAAGUAUAAUAGCCUAUUUGUGAUAGCCAAUUGGCCACUGGGUUUCAAAACUUGGGGCCAUACUGUUCUAUUCUCUUGUAAUUAGGUUCAGAUACUAUGGUAAAGAGACCUUUCUGGAAAUUGUAGCUGUCCACGGGCCAUUUUUUAUGUUUCAUCAUCAUGUCCCAGAUUUCCUUUAGCCUUUAUCUCUGGGAGAAUGCUUCCUUUGCCCUGCUUCUUCUAGCAAACUUGCUGAAGUAAUCUUGAUACCAUGGAGUGUGGAUUUAAGUCUCUCUUUGCUUACAAAACGUGUGUUUCUUGGCUAGCAUUCUGACUAGAGCAUUAGCCAAUAAAUUUAGUUAAUGUCUUCUCCUUGAUUGUACAAUGUCUUCUGGAAAAUGACUAAACAGCUAUAUAUGCAUUUAUGCAUGUAUGUGCCCAUGUGUGUAAAUGUGUGUCUCUUUUUAUCCCUGAUUUCUUGGGAUGUUGUACUGCUCUUUUUCAUAGCACCAUCAUGGAAGUUUUUGCAAUUCCAUUAUUGAAGAGUGGAUGGAACAUAACCAGUGAUAAAACUGGUAGUAUAGAGAUGAGUUUAUGGUGCUGAUAUGGAAUAUGGAUAGAAGUUUUUUAGUUGUUACCUUCACCAUUAAAAGAUCUUUUCUGGAACCAGUGGAAUCCAUUCUUAGUUGCUUUAGGUAGAUUGAACUGUUCUCUAGCUUGUAUGUGGAGAGAACACUAAGAGUUUUCUUGCAGGAGUCCUUCUGUAAACAAGAAUGGAUUCAUGUUCUGAGAUCUAAGUAAGUUCGGUUUCAGCAGUCUGCUUCUGGUGCUCAAGGGAAUUCCGAAGGAAAGUCUUGACUUUUGUCUAACACCAUGAAAAUGUUUCUGUGUCUAUUGCCAAGAAUUUUCACAAUGGUUAUAUGAUAAUUUCCUGUUCAUAUUCUGAUACUAUUCCAUGCUUUAUCCCUAAGAAUGUAAAUUUAGUGCAGGGACUUAACCUAAGAAUGUAAAUUUAGUGCAGGGACUUAAAAAAGUAAUAUUAUUGAAUUAUUUCUACAAUGCUAUGGGAAUGUUGAUAUAUUAUUGCCAAGCCUUUCUACAAUGAUAAUCUUCUGGUCAUUUUGUAAUAUGUUUAUUUCUGACAUACAUUUGAUUGGUGCAUUAUUGUCAUGAUAAUUUUCAUUUCAGGAAUAAAGAGAAUGUUCAAAGAAUAAUGUGUAAAUCUAUGGGUUUGUUUAUUCUAAGACAAACCUUCUAAAGUGCCUCUCAAAGUGCUUAUCUCUCUCUCUCUCUCUCUCUCUCUCUCUCGCUUUCUCAUCCUCUCUCUCAAUGCCCAUCUGUGUGCAUGAGAGAGAGAGAGAGAGCAUGCCUGUGUUUAGCAACUGUGAGGUGCGCAUCUCAAAACCAUUCUGCCUGAGUAGGUGUGAUGGAAUUCAUUGCAUAGGGCUGUGGCGCCUUGAGAUUUUCCUAGCAAGAAGUCAGUUCAAAAAGGAAUAAAAAUUAAAGAAAAAAACAAAGGAAAAAAAGAAGAAACUUAACCACUUAACCUUAAGAAAUAUCUUGUUUAACCAUAGAAAUCACAUUUGAGAUAGACUAACAAGAAGAAAUAUCGUGGCAUUGUGAAGGCUUUUUACUUUAUUAAGGCCAAUUUUUCUACAUGAGAGAUGAACUUGGAGUGCAGAUGCUUAAAGUUUAUUUCUGAUCAGGUACAUCAUCUUGAAGUCUUAAGUUACUUGAGUCCUUGAAUAUGUAUUCAGAUCAAGUUUCAAGUAAUUAUGUCAGGGGGGUUCAUUAUUUUGGACCUUCCCUAUCAUAAUACGUGGAGAUUUUCUUUCCUCAGAACUUGCUUUCUUCUUUUUUCCUUUCUUUUGUUUCUUUUGUUCUUCUAGAAAGGGAAAAAAAAUGUUUUCUCCUAUGAAGGGAAUUGACCCCUGGCAUAUGCAUAUAAGCAAUAUAUAUCAACAUAUGUUUGUGAUGCAUGUUAGGUGUUUUGUGUGUAUGCAUGUGUUCGACUUGGUAAUGUAUAGCUCAUGUGUCAGCACUUGUUUGUGAUGUAUUUCGUUUUCUCUUUGAUUUCACUGCAUGUGUAUGCAUGUGUAUGUCUGCAUGCAUGCAUGCACAUUGGUUUGUGUCUUAUGGGGUCAGCUGGAGAUCCUCUGGAACAUAGGACACACGCGAAGAGAAAUCCUCCAAAACUUUGUAUUAGGAACUCCAUUUGUUGUCAGCUUAGUAUUUUUGUUUUCCAUUCUUUAUGUGCAAACUGUGAGCUUUUUAGACCUAGUUUUGGUAAACUGGGCUUUUGUAUAGAGCUGUUAUAGUGCUUUGAUUAUUUAUGCUAACUUUUGUUUCUUUUGGCAUUUUGGUGGUCUGAUAUUUCUUGAGGCAAGAAGGUCCAGAAUCAAACACUCGGUGGGUUUGAGCUAUGUUUAACAGAAAGUUUUCCAGCUUUUAAUGAAAUCUUCACGCGCAUGGUUCAAAAAAUGUUAAUGGUGGCUGAACAAAACUGCCCGUGCGAUCAUUCCUCAUUAACGGUUGAGUGUUUAUUACAGAAGUUUUAAUGUCUGAACUCUGAAUGAUGUAAGGAUAACGUAGAUUGAUUCUAGUACUGGAACCAAUAACUUCUGUAGGAAAAAAAUCACAAGGAUUUCUUGCUUCAAUUAUAAGAAAGUUUGGCAUGGCAUAAGUUGGAUGGUUCCGUCAUUCACAUGAUUGCAAGUGGAGAAUUUUAGAUUGGUUGUGUGGCAAAGAUAGAUUGUUCUUUAUUUGUCAGAGUGGUCCUUUGUUUAAAAAAUAAACUUGAUAUUGGUGAUAUUAUUCUUUAAUUUUAUGGACCAUCAGGGAAGCUGAAAAACAAUCACCUAGAGGCACCAUUUGAGUGAUGGUAGCGAUCUGAGUGUAUGUUUUUAUCAUCAUUUUGCAGCGCCGAAUGAGAAGUUGACCUGUUACAGGGAUUCUGCUUUUGUAAGAAAUUGUAGGAACUGGCUGUAUCACGUGGUACAUAUUAAUGAUUUUGCGAGUAAUGAUGAAA